Messenger RNA from Ilex paraguariensis (yerba mate), 3447 nucleotides. The record is from the annotation of a GenBank genome assembly. NCBI's taxonomy places the organism in Eukaryota, Viridiplantae, Streptophyta, Magnoliopsida, Aquifoliales, Aquifoliaceae.
CACGGACACAUUUUUAUCAACGAUCGUCAUGCGCCUUCCCAAAGUCUACCACCGUUUUUCUCUCCUCUCUCUCUAUCCUCCCUCUUCCCCUCUAAUAUUUUAUCACUUCCCCAAUCCUGUCUCUUCUACUUCUACUUCUACUUCAACCGCAACUGCCUCCUUUCUCUCUGUAAAAUCUACUCCAUCAAGUUCUCUACCGAUCCACAAGCACUCCAGAAACAAGUUUUUCAAGCCUACCAAAACCAUGACCUCUUCAAGAUUUCACAAUCUAGUGCCUAUCAGUGCUGUUGUCGCUGAAGACGGUGGCGGUGGCUCCAACGGUGCGGUUUCUACUACCGCUACUUCUUCAGCUGAAGAUGACGAAUCAGCAUUUGGCGACGGAUAUCGUCUUCCUCCACCAGAGAUCAGAGAUAUUGUUGAUGCUCCACCCCUUCCGGCAAUAUCAUUCUCUCCACGGAGGGAUAAAAUUCUGUUUCUUAAGCGGAGAUCCUUACCUCCUUUGUCAGAAUUAGCUAGACCAGAGGAAAAGCUUGCUGGUAUUCGGAUUGAUGGAAAAUGUAAUACCCGGAGUCGGAUGUCGUUCUACACUGGGAUUGGGAUCCACCAGUUAAUGCAUGAUGGUACACUAGGCCCAGAGAUAGAAAUAUAUGGCCUGCCAGAUGGUGCUAAAAUCAAUUUUGUUACCUGGUCAAAUGAUGGGCGACAUUUGUCCUUCAGCAUUCGAGUUGAUGAGGAGGAUGACAGUGGCAAUAAGCUUCGAGUAUGGGUUGCUGAUGUGGAAACAGGAAAAGCUAGACCUUUAUUUCACUCACCUGAUAUUUAUUUGAAUGGAGUUUUUGACAAUUUUGUUUGGGUUGACAACUCAACUUUAUUAGUUUGCACCAUCCCUGUAUCACGUGGGGACCUACCAAAGAAACCUUUGGUUCCUUCUAGUCCUAAGAUCCAAUCUAACGAGCAGAAGAAUAUCAUUCAAGCUAGAACCUAUCAGGAUCUGCUCAAAGAUGAGCAUGAUGAAGAUUUAUUCGAGUACUAUGCCACGAGCCAACUUGUUUUGGCAUCUCUGGAUGGCAUGAUGAAGGCAAUUGGACCACCAGCUAUAUAUACAUCAAUGGAACCCUCUCCAGAUCAAAAAUUCCUUUUGAUUACAUCAAUUCACAGGCCAUACUCUUUUAUUGUACCCUGUGGAAGAUUUCCCAAGAAGGUUGAUGUGUGGACAGCCGAUGGGAAGUUGGUGAGAGAACUUUGUGAUUUGCCCCUUGCUGAAGACAUUCCCAUUACAUUCAAUAGUGUGCGAAAAGGAAUGCGCUCAAUCAAUUGGAGGGCAGAUAAGCCUUCAAUGCUUUACUGGGUGGAGACACAAGAUGGUGGUGAUGCAAAAGUUGAAGUCUCUCCACGUGAUAUAAUUUAUACACAACCAGCUGAGCUGAUUGAAGGCGAACAGCCAACAAUCCUACACAAACUUGAUCUUCGCUAUGGAGGGAUAUCAUGGUGUGAUGAUUCACUUGCUCUAGUUUAUGAAUCUUGGUACAAAACACGACGAGUAAGAACCUGGGUCUUCUCUCCAGGAUCUGAAGAUGUGAGUCCACGCAUACUAUUUGAUAGGUCAUCAGAAGAUGUGUACUCUGAUCCCGGCUCGCCAAUGUUGCGAAGAACUCCUGCUGGGACUUAUGUGAUCGCAACGGUAAAGAAAGAAAAUGAUGAAGGCAAGUAUAUUUUACUUAAUGGAAGUGGUGCUACACCAGAAGGGAACAUCCCGUUUCUGGAUUUGUUUGACAUAAACACAGGCAGCAAAGAGCGAAUAUGGGAGAGCAACAAGGAGAAGUAUUAUGAGACUGUUGUUGCUUUAAUGUCUGAUCAGAAUGAUGGGGCGUUAGAUAUUAAUCAGUUAAACAUACUGACUUCCAAAGAAUCUAAAACUGAAAACACCCAAUAUUUCAUACAAAAGUGGCCAGAUAAGAAAGCAUAUCAAAUUACCAAUUUUCCUCAUCCAUAUCCUCAGCUGGCAUCAUUGCAGAAGGAGAUGAUUAGAUACCAGCGAAAGGAUGGAGUUCAACUUACUGCCACCCUGUACCUUCCUCCAGGCUAUGAACCGUCGAGGGAUGGCCCUCUCCCUUGUCUUGUAUGGUCGUACCCUGGAGAAUUUAAGAGCAAAGAUGCUGCUGGACAAGUUCGUGGUUCUCCUAAUGAGUUUGCAGGCAUAGGUUCGACAUCGGCCUUGCUUUGGCUGGCUAGGAGGUUUGCUAUUUUAUCCGGACCAACAAUUCCCAUCAUUGGUGAGGGUGAUGAAGAGGCAAAUGACAGGUAUGUGGAGCAACUUGUUGCAAGUGCAGAGGCUGCUGUGGAGGAAGUUAUCCGCCGUGGGGUGGCUCAUCCAAGCAAAAUUGCUGUUGGCGGUCAUUCAUAUGGGGCAUUCAUGACUGCAAACCUCCUGGCUCAUGCUCCACAUCUUUUCUGUUGUGGAGUUGCUCGUUCUGGAGCUUACAAUAGAACACUCACACCUUUUGGCUUUCAGAACGAGGACAGAACGCUUUGGGAGGCCACUUCUAUCUACGUUGAGAUGAGUCCUUUCAUGUCAGCUAAUAAAAUUAAGAAGCCCAUCUUGAUUAUCCACGGGGAAGAAGACAAUAAUCCAGGAACUUUGACAAUGCAGUCGGAUCGUUUCUUUAAUGCGCUGAAAGGUCAUGGUGCACUAUGUCGCCUAGUAAUCCUUCCCUUUGAGAGCCAUGGUUAUGCAGCACGAGAGAGUAUAAUGCAUGUCCUGUGGGAGACAGACAGGUGGCUGCAGAAAUAUUGUGCCUCAAAUACUUCUGAGGUAAAGACAGAUCUUGAUUCAUCUGAAGACAACGAAAGCAAAGGAACAACAAAUGAAGAGAGCAAAGCUGUUGGUGCUGCUGGAGGAGGUGUCUCAGAGCUGGCAGAUCUCGAGUUUGACAGAGUUUACCCAAACCAAAGGUCACUGUUAUGAUUGAGUCACGGACAACGAACCACCAAGAAGCUGGAGCUUGGGAAUAGAAGAACAUACAUGGUUGCCUUGUGAAGAAAGCUCGCUGCAUUAAUCAAGCAAUGUUGAUGAUUGUCGAGGUGGUGUAUAAUUCAUGCAAUUAGGUGUUUGUAACGGUUGUGUGCUAAAAGACUACCACAUGGUCAGUCUGCGGCCAAGGGCAAGUAGCAUUUGUCUGCCGAGGAUUCGGUACACGGAUCAUUCAUCAGCAAAUAAUGCAAUGCUUUCGUCUAUGGGACAAGGAGCCUAGGAUAGGAUUUCAAAACCCUAAAUUUGGCCUCUCUAGGUGCGAACUAAGAAUAAUUUAUAUAUUCUGAACACUACCAUUUCGUCUUCUUAUUUGGGUGCAGGCGAAGAAUAAUUUAUACCUUCUGAACACUCCUAUUUCAUCUUUCAAGUACAAAAAUGACAUUGUACUGUCUUGCAAAUUAUUUAUGAUCUUUUAA